AUGCAUCAUCCCGUGUCGUAUCGGCUCCACCGGGUAAGAAGCGAAUUCCGCGCUUGUCGAACAUCAAAGGUCAAAUGUGAUGGGAAGAGGCCUUGCACCAGGUGCAACAAGCUAAAAAAGCGAUGUGUCUUUUUCCACAUCCCAAAGGACCCUGCUACAGAGAGACUCGAAAAUGUCGAAGCUGAAGUUCGUCAUCUCAGAGAGCAAGUGGAUGCUCUACGUGAUCUCCUGCAGACAUGUUCGAAUUCAGACCCCCGAGGUCUCGUCAGUGAGAGACAGGCGCCUCAUAGAGAGCAUCUGCCUCCUAAUGGACAAGGCCCAGACUGCCACAUAUCCCCUGCUUCUCAAAUGAUACUUAGGUCAACCAUUGUGCCUCAACUUCCUGAGGCCAAUUAUCCAGGGGUACAUGGCCUGGCCGCCAGCCCUGGAGAAGUUUCUACCCAUUCUCGCAUGCAAACCAUCAUCACAGAAGCAGGCAGUGUGACAAAGAGGAAACGGUCUGGCUUCGAGAUACGCGAUGAGCCAGUUGCAGAUUUUAUCUCGAAGGGCUUGAUGACGCCAGACCAUGCUAUUUCUUGUUUUAACACGUAUAUCCCGGUAUUCGACCCCGAGUACGACACCUUCGAUUCGGUGCGCUCGCGAAGCAGCAUCCUACUCAACGCUAUCUGCACGAUAGGAAGCCGCAUCGAACCCAGGUUCAGUCCUCAGAUAUCCGACAUACUGCACGCAGAGCUCAAGAAAUGGAUCAAUGUCAUCAUCCAAAACAAGAGGUUGAAUUGCUUGGAGUCUGUUCAAGCAUUGCUUGUUGUUGCCUGCUAUUCUACGGAGCGCUCGUUGAUAUUAUCCUUCGCGACUCGAAUGGCCUUAGAUCUGGACCUGGACGAAGCGUUUGAGGAGCUGACCCAGCGUAUGUCGAUGAAAGAAGUCGAGGACUUACAUGGAACUUCUGGAUCUACAGAGGAAGAGCGCAGUUUGAUGCGAAAGUCCAGAACUUGGUUCGGGCUGCUGGUGUUGGAGCAUAUUUUUCGUGUCGAUGGCGGCAAGCCACCGGGCAUCCGACUGCUUGGGAACUCACGUCGGUGUCGAACCUUGCUCAAACAUCCUUCAUCGACUGUUCUGGAUUUGCGUCUGUUCUCUCAAGUUGAGGUAGCAGCUAGUAUCAACGAUACCUUGAGCGGCAAAGAGACUCUUAUUCGCUCAGACAUUGCUGGGUUCGUGCAAGAGGUCAAGGUUGAACUUGAUAUCUGGUUCGAUGAUUGGUUACGCAUCAUCGAAGACUCGAUCCCCGCCGAAGCGGAAAAGCCGUUCCUCCUACUCGCACUGCGCGUGCAGAAAUGCUGGGCCGAGAUGAUGCUCUACUGCAAGGCGCUGCGAUCAAUGGGCGUAGAGAACGUUGCAUUUCCCCCCCGCCCCCCGGCUCGUCAGCUAACCUCCACCAGGGCAAUGUCUCCCUCGGAGCGAAAUAUCCUCGUCAUGGCCAAGGCAAGCGCCCGCAAACACCUGCGCCUGAUCAGCGGCGAGCCGGACUUCUACCUCGCGAAACUCAAGUACGCCAUGGACUUUGUCUGGGCUAAAUGCGCCUUCUGCUUCCUUCUCCUCCUCAAGCUCUCCCGCCUCCUGCCGGAACGAAAAGAAGAACACCAGGAGCUCCUCGAGCACGGGAACCGACUGCUCAGCGAACUGACCAAGAGCGCGGACUCCCACGGCAACACUAAUGGCAGUAGUAGGAUCUACCUGCAGAUUCUCAAGCUCAGCGUCGAGAAAUACGGGAGGGCCGUGCAGGAGAGCGGGAUGGACGUCGACCAGGCGGCCAUGGUUCCCUUCUGGGAGCUGUUCGAUGCGCAGGCGGAUUUGCAGUCGUUUGUGCCUGAGCAGUUUGUGACCGAGUGGGAUUUUCCAGGCCUGAAUCUGUUCUAUUUCCCUACCGCGUGGCAGGAUUUCUUUGGGGAUUUUUCAUUGGCGAUCUAG
This is a messenger RNA of Aspergillus novofumigatus IBT 16806, 1968 nucleotides long. RefSeq names its product putative C6 transcription factor. Gene Ontology annotation, cellular component: nucleus. The transcript is spliced from 13 exons. The record is from RefSeq and is a predicted model, not a curated record. Lineage: Eukaryota; Fungi; Ascomycota; Eurotiomycetes; Eurotiales; Aspergillaceae. Gene Ontology annotation, biological process: regulation of DNA-templated transcription. The coding region runs from base 1 to 1968 and encodes 655 amino acids. Gene Ontology annotation, molecular function: transcription cis-regulatory region binding; DNA-binding transcription factor activity, RNA polymerase II-specific; zinc ion binding.